Salvelinus namaycush (lake trout) is the source of this 2985-nucleotide messenger RNA. RefSeq names its product fibronectin-like. Lineage: Eukaryota; Metazoa; Chordata; Actinopteri; Salmoniformes; Salmonidae. The coding region runs from base 48 to 2453 and encodes 801 amino acids. The record is from RefSeq and is a predicted model, not a curated record. Gene Ontology annotation, molecular function: protein binding. The transcript is spliced from 12 exons.
UUAUUUUGUUCCCACACUUUAAGAGUUGUUAUGGCGACCAACACACAAUGCUGUCCUUAGAUGAUGUGCUGCCCCCUCCUGGUGACUUCCAGGUCCUGUUGCUGACAUUAGAUUCUGUGUCUCUGAGCUGGAGUUCUCCUCAGGGGCUGACAGGACCACAGACAUUCAGAGUGACCUGGGGGUGUGACGGUGAAACAAGCUCAACAAGAGUGAAAGGUGGGCAUCAUCUUGAAAUAAGCAGUCUCAAACCUGGUGAAAAGUACCAGUUCAACAUGGCUACAGAGGGAGAAGAUGGAAGACAAAGCAGAUGGGUCUCAGCAUCCCUAUCCACAGUGGUCCCACCCAGAGAUUUAAAGAUAGACCAUUUGGGAGAUACCUCCUUCACUCUCCACUGGUCCAAGGCUGAAGGGAUGGAGAAAGUCCCACAGCACUUCUUCAUAUCCAACUGCAUCCCAGGAACAGACACCCUCACAGCCAUUACUGACGACUGCCACAAAACUUUCUCAAACCUGCAACCUGGUACUGAGUACACUGUUAGUGUUACAACUGUGCUGAGCAAUGGGGAACAGAGUGAAUCUGUCUCUACAACAGUCUGCACUAUACUUCCUGCUCCAGACCAGCUGACUGUUGACUCAGUGGACACCACAUCAGCUGCUGUUAGCUGGAGCCAGCCACCAGGAUUGGACCAAACCCAACAUCAUUACCAGAUCUCCUACCGCUGUCCAGGGACAGAACUACACAUCACUACCACUUCUUCACACAGCAUCACUCUCUCUGACCUGAAACCUGCUACUGAAUACUCUGUCACUGUCUGCACUGUGCUGGAAAAUGGAAAGCAAAGUCAACUGGUGUUAACAACCUUCACCACAGUACCCACUGCUCCGGACCAGCUGACUGUUGACACCACAUCAGCUGCUGUUAGCUGGAACCAGCCACCAGGAUUGGACCAAACCCAACAUCAUUACCAGAUCUCCUACCACUGUCCAGGGACAGAACCCCACUACACUACCACAUCUUCACACAGCAUCACUCUCUCUGACCUGAAACCUGCUACUCAGUACUCUAUCACUGUCUGCACUGUGCUGGAAAAUGGAAAGAAAAGUCGACUGGUGUCAACAACCCUCACAACAAUACUUCCUGUUCCAGACCAGCUGAAUGUUGACUCAGUGGACACCACAUCAGCUGGUGUUAGCUGGAGCCAGCCACCAGGAUUGGACCAAACCCAACAUCAUUACCAGAUCUCCUACCACUGUCCAGGGACAGAACCACACAUCAUUACCACAUCUUCACACAGCAUCACUCUCUCUGACCUGCAAUGUGGUACUCAGUACUCUGUCACUGUCUGCACUGUGCUGGAAAAUGGAAGGCAAAGUCGACUGGUGUCAACAACCCUCACCACAAUACUUCCUGCUCCAGACCAGCUGACUGUUGACUCAGUGGACACCACAUCAGCUGCUGUUAGCUGGAGCCAGCCACCAGGAUUGGACCAAACCCAACAUCAUUACCAGAUCUCCUACCACUGUCCAGGGACAGAACCACACAUCACUACCACGUCUUCAGCCAGCAUCACUCUCUGUGGCCUGAAACCUGGUACUGAAUACUCUGUCAAUGUUUGCACUGUGCUGGAAAAUGGAAAGACAAGUCGACUGGUGUCAACAACCCUCACCACAGUACAUUUUCAGUGGUGGAGGAGACCAUCCAGAGUUGCUGCAGUGUGUGUUCUACUGGCUGUCAUCAUAGGCCUGUGGGAUUCCUAUGCAACUGCAGAGCGAGACCAGCUACAGAAUAGUCUAAAUACCAGGACUACAGAGAGAGACCAGCUACAGAAUAGUCUAAAUACCAGGACCACAGAGAGAGACCAGCUACAGAAUAGUCUAAAUACCAGGACUACAGAGAGAGACCAGCUACAGAAUAGUCUAAAUACCAGGACUACAGAGAGAGACCAGCUACAGAAUAGUCUAAAUACCAGGGCCACUGAAGUAGACAAGUUGAAAAAGAGUCUGAACACUACAACUAUGGAGCGUGACCAGCUACAGAAGGAGAUAGAACGACUGAACUGGGAGAACAAAAGGUCCUGUCCUGAAGGAUGGAGAAGGUUUGGCUCCAGCUGUUACUACCUCUCUACUGAGGGGAAAUCCUGGGAGAAGAGUAGACAGGACUGUCUGGAGAGAGGAGCAGACCUGGUGAUCAUUAACAGUGAAGAGGAACAGACAUUUAUCAAUGGGUUUGAGUCAGUCAAGUGGGUCUGGAUUGGUCUGACUGAUUCUGUUACUGAGGGAACCUGGAAAUGGGUGGACGGCACCCCACUGACCACCCCAAGGUUUUGGUGGAGUGGAGAGCCUGGUGGUGGUGUCGGGGAGAACUGUGUGGAAAUCUAUUACAUAUCAUCAGGCCAAGGAGUAUGGAGGGAUUAUGAUUGUUCCUUUUCACAACAAUGGAUCUGUGAGAAAUAGUCUUCUCAUAGUUACUUUCUCUGCACUGCUGAUUAAUGAACUCUCUACUGUAUGUUAAUGAUGGUCUGAAAGACUGAUGGGAUUUGAUAGAAUUGUACUCAACUACAGGUAGGAGACAAACAUAUUCACACACACGAAGACAGUGAUCUGAACCAGAGCCUCCCGCAGGAGAAACCAACAUCUUAAUUAGACAAAGAGGAAAUUCCCUUAUGGGCCUAGAGCUGACACUGAUUUUGAAGUUGCAGGCGGGGCUACCUCAUCACAUGACUAUGAGCAACCAAUUAUGACGGACUCAUGUCCGCUACACAAGCUUUCACACAAUUUAUUCAUUUGUCAAACAAUGAUGUGUAGAAUAGGGGUGUAAUAUCAUUCAAUAGCCGCUGUCAAUCAAUUACUGUUGUUUUACACUUCAAAUACAUUUAAAUUGACUAUAUGUUUAUCAGAUAUACAGCAUGUUUACUUCUUGUGCUUUUAUCGUUCUGAACAUAAACAAUGUGUACUUCCUGCUAAUUCAAUAAAUCAUUCAACCGAU